CGGCCCAGAAUAACAAAACCUCGUGCGCGAUUUCAAAACAAAACGUGAAUUUUCGCGAUGAGCAGUUUUACGAAUUUUUAAGUUUUAAAAUCAAGUUAAAAGUUAUUAGUGGUCCGAAAAAUCAACCAAAAUGAGUGCCGCCCAGUUUGAGGACGCGGUGGAGGACGUCAGCCAGUCGCUGAACAUCAUCUUGAAGAAGGUUGAGCUUCCUGAUCCGGAACCCGUCGCACCGGUUGUGACCACCGAAGUCGCCAUCGCCGAUGCCUUGUUUGGCAACUCGCGGUAUCGGUCGGAGAAUCAGCCGUUUGAUGACGAAGAGGAGGAUUACAGUGACGACAGUGACGGGGAGUAUUACUGCUUGGAUGUGGACAACGUGCGGAAGAACCAGCAGGCAAAUGUGCAGCAGUCUCACACGAACGUUCAGGGUUCCAGCCAGAAGGUGUCCAACUUUCAACCGGCCGAUGCGUUGUUUAAGAAGUUUACCAACAAGAUCAAUGUUGAGAAGUACGAGGGACCGCUGGCGCUGCCGAAUCAUGCCAAGAAUACGUUGAUUGAGAACCAGCGGAAGACGGAGAGCGACCGGUUGAGGAGUAAGGACAAGCAAGAUCGGGCUACUGCUGAGCAGGUCAUGGAUCCCAGGACCAGGAUGAUUCUGUUUAAGCUGCUGAACCGCGACAUGAUCUGUGAGAUUAACGGGUGCAUCUCGACAGGAAAGGAAGCUAACGUGUAUCACGCGACGGCUAAGACCGGCAUGGAUUACGCGAUCAAGAUCUUCAAGACUUCCAUCUUGAUCUUUAAAGAUCGUGACAAGUACGUCACCGGUGAGUUCCGCUUCCGUCACGGUUACAGCAAGCACAACCCCCGCAAAAUGGUCCGCACUUGGGCCGAAAUGCGCAACUUGGUACGGAUGAAGAAGUGCAACCUUCCGGUUCCGGAACCAAUCUUGCUCCGUAGUCACGUCCUCGUUAUGGAAUUCAUCGGAAAGGACGGUUGGCCAGCCCCGAAGCUGAAGGACGUCGAACUAAGCGGUUCCAAAGCUCGCGAGCUUUACCGAGACGCGGUCGAAAUGAUGUGGACCAUGUACAGCAAGUGCAAACUGGUGCAUGCGGAUUUGUCCGAGUUCAAUCUGCUCUAUCACGAGGGCAAGAUCGUCAUCAUCGACGUGUCCCAGUCGGUGGAGCACGAGCACCCGCACGCGCUGGAAUUCCUCCGCAAAGAUUGCACCAACAUUACCGACUUUUUCCGGAAAAAGGACGUGUCGACGAUGACGGUGAAGGAGCUGUUCGAUUUCAUCACCGAUCCGACCAUCACCGAGGAGAACAUGGAGGAGUGUUUGGAGAAAAUGUCGGAAAAGAUUGCAAAUCGAAGCUUCGAUGAGUUCACGGAGCAGCAAAAGUUGGAGGAGGCGGUUUUCAAGCAGAUUUUCAUUCCGAAAACGUUACACGAUGUGUACGACAUCGAGCGGGAUAUCUUUGGGAAGACGAACAAGGACGAGCUGGUGUACAAGACCAUCACGGGGCUUGAUGCGAACCUGCAGGUGGCGGAGAAUCCGGAAAUUUUGCAGAAUGAUCCCGUGUCAUCGGCGGCCGAGGGCAGCGAAAGUGGCGACGACAACAGCUCCUCCGACGCGAAGACGACGGAGACGGCAAAGCGAGAAAUCCUCCACCACUGCAGCCCGGGGAAGAACGAAACGGCCGAGGAGCGCAAAGCGCGCAAGAAGGCCGUCAAGGACGACAAGGCCGAGAAGCGGAAAACCAAGGUCAAGAAGCACGUCAAGAAACGCAAGGAAAAGAUGGGUGGAGAAUAAGAAGUGAUGUAGAACUUGGUUGAAGUUUUUUAUUAAGGAAAAAAGAGGUUUAUUUCGAUUGUUCAAUAAAACUUUGUAUAAGUACAA
Messenger RNA from Culex quinquefasciatus (southern house mosquito), 1894 nucleotides. It is a transcript of the gene RIOK1, whose product is annotated as serine/threonine-protein kinase RIO1. Gene Ontology annotation, biological process: maturation of SSU-rRNA. Gene Ontology annotation, cellular component: cytosol; preribosome, small subunit precursor. Gene Ontology annotation, molecular function: ATP binding; protein serine/threonine kinase activity. NCBI's taxonomy places the organism in Eukaryota, Metazoa, Arthropoda, Insecta, Diptera, Culicidae. The record is from RefSeq and is a predicted model, not a curated record.